Lytechinus pictus (painted urchin) is the source of this 4580-nucleotide messenger RNA. RefSeq lists its product as uncharacterized. NCBI's taxonomy places the organism in Eukaryota, Metazoa, Echinodermata, Echinoidea, Temnopleuroida, Toxopneustidae. The coding region runs from base 376 to 3933 and encodes 1185 amino acids. The transcript has 10 exons. The record is from RefSeq and is a predicted model, not a curated record.
GCACUAUGACACAGGAAAUAGUUCUCAGGGCGCGUCUUUGUUAGCGGGGAAUACCACGUUUGGCUGGUUUUAGUGACAAUGUACAACAUGUACAAUGUGAACAGCUAAAUGGUUUCACUUCUGCGUUAAAUUCCAUUUGUAAAAACGCUAUUUGACGAUGAUAUAUGCUGGUGGAAUUGCCAUUUUUUUCUACGCGUUUCUUACCCAGUGAAAAGUGUGAAUUUGACUGACGAAAAUUAAUUUGGAGUAGAUGUUUGUCUUUGGUAUAUACGGCGCCUUCAUACAUUGCACGUCGGAUGUAGAUUACUAGAGGCAAGCUCAAUUCCCUGCAAAUCAAAGCUUGUUAUCCUGAAAGUGUCGUCUGAUUUCUUCAACAUGCCUGUGGCAUUAAGCGAGUGGAGAGUCCGAAUCGGAACUUUUGUCCAUAGGAUAAAAGAAUGGGUGGUCAGAGAGAUGAGAGAAGAAUUGCUUAAAGAGCGUAUUCAGAGGCUGAGGGUUCUUUGGAAACGACUGAAAACAAUGAAGGAUGAUUCUGAAGGAGGGUCGCAAGAUCAGGAGGCCAGACAAGAUGAAGUGGAUUCAUCUGAUUCUUCGUUGGAAAAUCAACAAGGCGACUGCAAUACCGAACCAUGCACUAAAAUGGGUCAAGAUUCACCACAGCCGUGUUGUGUAGGGAAUGAUAGCUUACUUCAUGAACUAUCUGAUCAAACGGUUACGUCUCAGACAGAGUCCGCUUCACUAAGUACACCGACACAUUCAAAGGUUUCUUCGAGACUUUGCCUACCCCGCCUCGUUCUCUCUUGCUUUCUUUCUCCUUCCUUGUAUUGCUGCUUUCCUUCUAUUUUCCUAUUGUUUUCUUCUUUAUGUCUGUCACUUCCUCCCGGAUUCAGUGUUCCCCUUUCUGUUUCUAUUUCCUUCCUUAUCGUCUUUCCCUUUUUACUUUCACUUUUUCUCUCCCCUUUGCUUCCCUUUUCUCGACGGGAGCGAAGUUUUGGAGAGUGUCACACCUCCACUGCCUCUCCCUCAAACUACUGCUCUGGCACGAAUGAAGCGGUUGAUGAACAGUUACCUCAGCAGCCUAAUCUACAGGAGUUAAUGCUUGUUACUGCGGGGGAUGUGGAGCUCAACCCAGGUCCUCGUGAAAGUUCGAUUGAUAGUGCACUUCAAGAAAAGGAACUUAUAUUACUUGCAAGAGAGGUUCCUGGUAACUUCUACGAUGCGUUGUGCAUCGGUCUUGGCUUCAGCUACACAGAGGGCCAGAAUGUUCUUACGAAACGUCUCCUAGACAUCCCAGGAGCUUUGAUCGAACUGUUCUGCCGAUGGAAAAUCAGGCAGAGAGAUGGCACAGACUGCAGGGCAGUACUUGGAGGAAUUUUUAAAGAGACCAACAUGGGUUCGCUUCAGACAAAGCUAUUAGAAGGAGGAUAUCUUGAAUCUGAUAGGAAUGUACCGAGCAAAGGUAACCCUCAAGAGGCCAUGACUGAGGAACAGGUUUCACAGUGCGCGGAAGACCUCAAGUCUUUCUAUCUUGAACGAAUGUGCAAGAUAAAACCAGACCCGCUUGAUUUCAAUCUAAUCGUCGAAUUCGAAAAACUUUACACCAACCUAGUACUGCUCAGGCACGACAGGGGAUUAACAAGAGACACAUCAUCUCUCGAUUACAAGAACCUCUUUACCACAAAGGUGGACGGAGUGCUCCCUAAAAGGCUUCUGGUUGAAGGUGAAGGUGGUGUUGGUAAGACGACUUUGUGUUCGAAGAUUGCAUGGGACUGGGCCGAAGGGUAUGAGGAGUACAAUCAAUUCAACUGGGUUGUGGUUUUACCACUUCGUAACGCCAUCAAGGGUCAGACAAUUGGAGAUUGCAUGAAAAACUAUCUUAAAGAAAAUAACAUUGUAAGCCCAAAACAGAUCGAAAAUUACAUUAUAUGCCAGCCUUCAAAGGUUUUGAUUGUACUUGAUGGACUCGAUGAGUAUGAUGGAGACCUAUCUACCGAUGACGGGCCAGAUAUUUCUCAGGUUCUGCGAUUAGACAAAUUUAAGGAGUGCACGAUACUGGUGACCACAAGACCGUGGAGGGCACACGAGAUCAAAUGCAAUAAAAAAUUUGGUGGGUCUUAUGCUUUCAUUGCAGUUGAAGGGUUCAGUGCUGAAAAUAUCUCGACCUACAUUAGCAAGUACUUUGUAAAGGAUGUAUACGCGGGGAAUGACCUGAUUCGUUUUAUUGCAGUGAAUGAUGUAAUCAAAGAGAACAUGGCGCCCUUCCCAAUUUACGUAGCUAUGCUUUGCAUCCUGUGGGAAAAUGUAGACAGUGAGAAACGAGAAACGAUUCGCAAACUGAAGACAUUUUCUCAAUUAUUUGAGCAAAUGAUAAUUUUCUUAAUUGACCAUUAUGUUUCAAAAUCGAAGGCCGCAGACGCUUCAGAUGAAGAAAAUGAGAGGCAACGUAUCAAGAUUUUUCUUGGUCAGAUAGGAUCAAUGGCCUUUGAUAGGCUCCUUCAACGGAAAAUGGUUUUUCAGGUAGAUGACUUCAGCUCGUGUACUCACGCCAUGGCAAUCUGUUGCAGAAUCGGAGUCUUAAGCAAGGAACAAAAACUUGUUCCGAGGCAGAAAAGAUCUAUGAGUGCUUUACAAGCUACAAAAACAAACGUUUUCUUUCCUCACAAACUAUUCCAAGAAUAUGUAGCAGCUCUACAUCUUGCUUCUCUUUAUGAGAAUGAUUGCGAUGAGUAUAGGCGGUCAUUGGGCAAAGUAAUGGAAACUAAUGUCCAAGAAUUCCGCUAUCUAUUGUAUUUCACUGCUGCCCAGGUGAAAGAGAUUGGUCUCGAAAUAGUUGAGAUGUUACAAGGGAGCAAUCGAAUCGAUCCGGCCCUCAUGCAGGACAUCGCCGGAAUAAAUGAUACUUUUCUUGUAGAUGUUACCUUUGAAGCUUAUGACAAAGAUACAGCGAAGGCAGUUUGCCAACGGAUAUUUGCAGAGAAACGAACGCUUGUAAUCGAUAGAAACAUGUCUGCUCACACGGUGUCUGGUUACAUGUUCAUCAUGGAACAGCAUAAAGUGGAAACGCUGGAGUUAAGAAGAAAGUGCGGACCGACUGUAUCUCGGGACAUAGCCGACCUGCUUUCUUCACCAACUUCUUUGACAACAUUGAAGCUUUUGGAAACGGAUCUCGAUGACGAGUUCUAUUCUGUGUCAUUAUAUGUUUCAAAGAGAGGGGGGUUGAUCAACGUAGUUCAGGAACUCCAUAUUGACGAUCGGUUCCUUGGCGGCCUACACAAAUCUGACACAACCAUCAAAACCAUAUUCCCCAACCUGAAACGGCUGAGAAUUUUGACUCUUCACACUGUCUCUCCGGUGAUAGUUAAACGAUUGGCACAAACCAGUCUAGAGGAGUUGUUUAUCGAGCGCACACCUGAUCCGAGAGAGCAAAGCCGUCGACCAGUUCCUCUAAUUGGAGAACAUGUUUCACUAGGACAGCUUUUCUCAGAUUCAUUCCCACAACUCACCUCUCUGGUCUUCAGAGAGCUCAUGAUCGGAAACAUACGCACUACAUCAAUACUGCAGAGUCUAAAGAAGCACCAGCAUUUGAAAACAAUUAGUAUCUUCGCUUGUUUUACGGAUAACGAACUAGAUCCACUGGCAGAACAAAUAAAUGCCGAGAACAGGAUCAAAGUGACGCUUCACCAUGACGAGGAACAGAGCACAUUGGAAGUUGAGCCAUCGACAGACUUGCUAGAUGCACUUUGUCACCGAACGAGUGUUUGUAAGUUGGCUCUGAUGGGACCGGGGGGAGACCUUGAUUGCAAAGAGGUAGACUCAAAGGUGAGUGAACUGCCCCUCAAUAUACAUGAAAGGCAAUUGCCAAGGUUAAGAGCGCCUAUGGAAAAUAGGUGGAGCAAUCGAUCUAUAAUUUAUAAUAAUAUAACAUUAUACUAGGAGUCGUUUACCCAAACUCCAUGUACCCCUAUUGCUGAGGAUGAUUUCCCCUUUUUCGGGGGGGGGGGGGGGCUUAUAAGAAAACUUCAGACUGACUAAAUGAUUACGUUAUGAUUAAAGUGCCUACAGAGAACUCUGAUAUAUAUUCAUACUAUAGGAUAUUUUUGGUCUUUUGUUUAUAAUUUGCAUACAAGUUGAAUAACUUUUUGUUCACAUAGGACCUAGCUCUGCGUUUCAUCGAACGUCUCUUUAGAUAUCAUUUUAGAAUUAUUUCACCCUAUAUCCAAAACUAAUAAUUUUGUGGUUAUUUUUUCUUUUUUAGAAUGUGCAAAAGCGGGCUUUAAAAGUCUCGGAUCCCCUCCCCCUCUGAAGUUUGAUCAAGUUUCAAUUCUACGUUGGGGUUAGGGGUUUACAGGGGUUGACUCAUUACCCGUGGCCUAUGUAGUUGAAUGAAUUUUACAUUACAAUGACCUUUCAAGAGGGAAGGGGUCGGGGACGAGGUACUCAUAAAGACUUUCAUGUAUGUACGUCGCGGGAAAUAUAUAUGUUUUCUAUCUCCAAACUUUCAAUCAUCAUUUUUCCUCAAUAAUUGCUAAACCUUAUAUGUCAAGUAUUCUGUAUUUAAUCACACAAUAGCUUUCUUAUCA